This is a messenger RNA of Lotus japonicus, 3574 nucleotides long. RefSeq names its product phosphoinositide phosphatase SAC3-like. Bases 543 to 3173 code for a protein of 876 amino acids. Gene Ontology annotation, cellular component: intracellular membrane-bounded organelle. The record is from RefSeq and is a predicted model, not a curated record. Lineage: Eukaryota; Viridiplantae; Streptophyta; Magnoliopsida; Fabales; Fabaceae. Gene Ontology annotation, molecular function: phosphatidylinositol-3,5-bisphosphate 5-phosphatase activity. The transcript is spliced from 15 exons. Gene Ontology annotation, biological process: phosphatidylinositol dephosphorylation.
ACCUGUUGGUUGUUCGUUCCCGUGCUUCGCUACCUUUUCUUCCCGAACCUCCCAAAUCUUCUUCAUCUUCUUCUCGAUCGUGUUCUUGGUUCGCGUAUCAAAACGCUGCGUUUCGAGCUUCCAUUUUCAAAACACACGUUGAUUAUUCUCUCUGCAUUUCCAUAGAAACUCGCGAUUCGCAAUUUGAAGAUCUGUGCUGUGACGAGCCUUCGCGUACGUCGAGCUUGGGUGGUGAUCGGAAGGUGAAUAUCUCAGGCGGCCGCGUACGGAGGCGACGAUAGCGGCGGCGUUUCUAGCUGGUGGAGGAGGUGGGUAAUUGUGAUCGGAGAAGAGAAUGCUGUAUUUGAAGCAGCCUAGGAUUUCGCAGAGCAUGGAGUUAUUGUUGGUUGUUUGCGUUUCUGUGUGUGGUUGUUGCUGUGAUUUCUCCUCCACCUUGUGUUAGAGGUGGUGAUCGUGUGAAGGGAAAUUCAGGUGGUUGCUCUUUGCAUGCAAUUUUGAUGGUUUCCCUCUGAGCCUGUGGCUCGGGGGAUCUGAGGAUAGCUAUGGCGUCGUCAGAGAAUGAGGCUUCUUCUCCAGUUGCUUCUGUACCUGCCUGUAUGAACAAGUUUAGGCUCUAUGAGACUCUAUCGAACUUUUACAUGAUAGGUAGGGACAAGAACAGGACAUGUUGGAGAGUGCUAAAGAUUGAUCGGCAAGAUCCAGCUGAACUAAAUGUGUGUGAAGAUUCCACCACAUAUACAGAAAAUGAAUGUUCUGACCUGUUGAGGCGUAUCCAUGAGGGGAACAAGUCCACAGGUGGACUGAAAUUUGUUACAACUUGUUAUGGAAUUGUUGGGUUCGUAAAGUUUUUAGGGCCGUACUACAUGCUGCUUAUCACCAAAAGAAGGCAAAUUGGUGCAAUCUGUGGUCAUGCAGUAUAUGCUGUCUCAAAGAGUGAGAUGAUUCCACUACGGAAUUCUUCGGCUAAUUCUAACAUCACGGAUGCUAAAAAUGAAAACAGAUACAAGAAGCUGCUAUGCAUGGUCGACCUUACAAAGGACUUCUUUUUCAGCUACUCUUACCAUAUUAUGCGUAGUCUUCAAAGGAACUUGUGUGAGAAUGAGACUGGCCAUGUCCUUUAUGAGACCAUGUUUGUCUGGAAUGAGUUUUUGACCCAAGGAAUUAGGAAUCACCUCCAGAAUACUGUUUGGACAGUUGCACUAGUGUACGGCUUUUUUAAACAGGACACACUCACAAUAUCUGGGCGGGAGUUCAUACUGACGCUCAUUUCAAGACGAUCACGCCAUUAUGCUGGCACUAGGUAUUUGAGACGAGGUGUUAACGAGAAGGGCAGAGUAGCUAAUGAUGUUGAGACAGAACAAAUUGUAUUUGAGGAUGUCCCUGAGGGUCUCCCGGUCCAAAUAAGCUCUGUGGUCCAGAAUCGGGGCUCAAUCCCUCUUUUCUGGUCACAGGAAACUUCACGUCUAAAUCUUAAACCAGAUAUCAUAUGUAUUUCUUCUGAUUUCCUGAAUAUUGUAUUACUUUUGACUUGCAGUAUGUUUCUCUUAUAUUUUCUACAUCAGUGCAGUCAGCAUAUGUAUGCUUAUGUGGUCAUUUGUUCUUCCCCAGUGUCAAAGAAGGAUCAGAAUUAUCAAGCUACCAGACUUCACUUUGAAAAUCUUGUCAAAAGAUAUGGGAACCCCAUAAUAAUUUUGAAUUUGAUAAAGACUCGUGAGAGGAAGCCUCGCGAGUCCAUACUUCGUACAGAGUUUGGUAACGCUAUUGAUUUCAUCAACAAAGAUUUACCGGAGGAGAACAGGCUUAGGUUCCUUCAUUGGGAUCUGCACAAACAUUUUCAGAGCAAAUCCGCAAAUGUUUUGCUACUUCUCGGCAAAGUGGCUGCGCAUGCCUUGACACUAACAGGUUUUUUCUACUGCCAAGUGACACCAACUUUUAGACCAGAAGACUGUAUAAAAUGGCCAUCUACUGAUUUUGCAUGCGGCAAUGCUGAUGAGGGAAGCUUUCAACCCACAAGACAUGUGGGUGUUGACGAAGAGGAUGCUAAUAAUAUAGGGAGGAAACCUAGUGGAGAAAACAAUGUUAUUAAUGGAAACCAUUCUCUCAAGCAGCCUAUGUUCCAGAGGGGGGUUCUCAGGACCAAUUGCAUAGACUGCAUAGAUCGGACAAAUGUUGCACAAUAUGCAUAUGGGUUGGCUGCACUUGGUCACCAGCUUCAUGCUCUGGGAAUUAUUGAUCACCCAAAAAUUGACCUUGAUGAUCCUCUCGGUGAUGAUUUGAUGAGAUUUUAUGAACAGAUGGGUGACAUACUUGCACACCAGUAUGGUGGUUCUGCUGCACACAACAAGAUAUUCUCUGAGAGGAGGGGACAAUGGAGAGCUGCAACACAGUCUCAGGAAUUUUUCAGGACUCUUCGACGCUAUUACAGCAAUGCAUACAUGGAUGCUGAGAAACAAAAUGCUAUUAACGUAUUCCUGGGGCAUUUUCAGCCACAACAGGGUAAACCUGCUCCAUGGGAGUUGGGUUCAGAUCAACAUUAUGAUGUAGAGAAGCACGGGGAUGAUGAUGCGAGCUUAUGUGGUAACUCCGAAGUAUGGUUUUUUAGGUCCAUUGUCAAAAUUUGUUUCUCAGAUGGAAGCAUUCUUCACGACAGUUCUACAGCUUUGUCUGCCCAAAAUCCCAAGCUGGAAAAAUUCUCAAAGCUUGGAUUGGUUGACCAAUCUAAAGAAGGAAGUGAGGUUUUUUGUGAGUCAUCGCCUGAAAUAUCAACUUCUGAGAGUGACAUGUCAUUUUCAAGGUCCACUCCCUCAGUGCCUCGGAGACAUCUUUUUGGAGACAUACAAAGAGAGCACUGCCUUGAAACUGAUCAUAUUCUGUAUUCUGGGCAUAAGGGGUUAUCCAGCUCCUCCAACUUUGUUGACUUAGACUGUCUAUCUUUUUCAGGAAAUUCAUGUGAAGAAGAGCCAUUUGAGAGGUCGUCGAUUACAAACUCAACUGUUGCUGGGUUUUCUUCAGAAAAUGUUGUUAAUGGAGUUAUUAUUGGAGGAGAUACAACUCCCUCCACUAGUGAUUUGGACUCCAGCUCUAAGGGAAGCCAUAGUGGACGGUCCAAAGUUCUAGAGGAAUUUCCUGAUACUUUUGUACACUGGGUGACUAAUGGACAGACACUCCAUUGAAUGUUCACAAUUGAUCCUUUACAUUGAUAUAUAAUGUAAAAUCAUUUAAUUAACUGGGAUUGUCCUGAAGAUGCUCGACUAGAGAGCUUAUCAUACAGAAGCGGCUAAAAGAAAGAAACAGGCUUCCAAUCAAAGCCUCUCUGUGAUGCUGAUCCAAGAAAAAUCGUAGAUUUUCAUCGUAUUGACUCGCAGCAUUAAUUCUAUCACGGAAUUAUCGAUUCUUAAGGUAUAGUAAGAAAUAGUAAAUAGCAAAAGGUUGUAACAUUUUUUUCUUCACUUUAAUUUCAUCAGUUCAUGAUCACUCUAGGUGCAUUUCUUGUAUAUAUUGUUAGAGUCUAUUUUCUGAGCUCCACUUCAGAAUUGCAAAUGAUUGAUCCUUUUAAAUAAUUUCGCCUCUUUAA